GAACCUGUCUAUGUGCCUGAUGCAGCAAGCAAGUCGAGUUGUCAGCUAAGAGAAAUCAUUUUUGCUCUAUCACAUAUAUAAUAAUUCUACGGUUUGGCAUAAUGUCCCGCGUACUGAACGGCAUUGUCGCAGUUUGCCCUGACAUGGGCAUUGGCAAAAAUGGAAAUCUCCCAUGGCAUCCAAUAAGGCUAAGUAAUGAAUUCAAGCAUUUCCAAAGGAUGACAAUGACUCCCUCAGUUGAAGGAAAAAAGAACGUGGUCAUUAUGGGUAGGAAGACAUGGUUCUCCAUUCCAGCUCAGAAUAGACCCCUCAAGAACAGGAUCAAUGUUGUUCUCAGCAGAGAGCUAAAGCAGCCCCCAUCAGGAGCUCACUACUUGGCAUCUGAUUUUACUGAGGCACUACGUCUUCUGGACACAACAGAUUUAGAUAAAGAGGUGGACCAGGUCUGGGUUAUUGGUGGCAGUUCGCUGUACAGAGUUUCCGGGGGUUCCGGAAGGUCUUCAGGAGGAGAACGGUGUCCAGUACAGAUUCGAGGUCUACGAGAGCAUAGAUCACUGACCAGCACGCAUCCCUCAACACUGAAACUGAUUCUGAAAUAGAGCCCCCAAGAUGAUGCAGAAUUGCAAAUAUUGUAACUGCAAUUGUUUUUGUUGUCAUUCCUCUGUUCCCUCUCCGUGGAUGUAUUUGGUGUUUCAGAGCUAGUAUGGGGUCACAUUCUACGACAGGCCAGCUUAGUCUGUCAUUGCCUUGCAUAAGAGCGUAAUCCCAUGCUGUCUGUGCUGUACCUCAUUCCUCUCUUUCAGGAAACAGUGUUUAUAUGCAUAGCCUCAUGUGUGUGUCGGCCAACUCAGCUGGAUGCAGGGAGCGCUUUAGCACCACACUGUACAAUACUAGAGGACAUGCACCCAUCCAUUCCUGAUAAACAAUGUAGCUAUUUUUGACACACCUGGAAGAACCUGGAUCGUGUGUGUGUGUGUGUGUGUGUGUGUGUGUGAACAUGCCAUGCCUACAAUGAUAAUAUCUACCAAAACACUGCUGAAUACAUUUAAGCAUAAUAUUGAAUCACCUCAGAAUGAUUCUUGUUUUCAGGUCCUUUUUUUGGAAAACAAUAAAUAUUCUACUGUA
Alosa alosa (allis shad) is the source of this 1125-nucleotide messenger RNA. RefSeq names its product dihydrofolate reductase (gene dhfr). Gene Ontology annotation, molecular function: dihydrofolate reductase activity; NADP binding. Gene Ontology annotation, cellular component: mitochondrion. Gene Ontology annotation, biological process: glycine biosynthetic process; folic acid metabolic process; dihydrofolate metabolic process. The record is from RefSeq and is a predicted model, not a curated record. NCBI's taxonomy places the organism in Eukaryota, Metazoa, Chordata, Actinopteri, Clupeiformes, Clupeidae.